Messenger RNA from Dermacentor silvarum, 652 nucleotides. RefSeq lists its product as uncharacterized. NCBI's taxonomy places the organism in Eukaryota, Metazoa, Arthropoda, Arachnida, Ixodida, Ixodidae. Bases 53 to 652 code for a protein of 199 amino acids. The transcript has a single exon. The record is from RefSeq and is a predicted model, not a curated record.
GAAGCGCCCGUGCGAAACAACAGCACUUCGUGGAACGAACCAGCCAUCAGCAAUGUUCCUGCACGUUCUCUUGCCAACUGCAAUAGCUGCCUUCGCUCUUCUGCCCCCUAGCUUCGGGGAAGACGCCGUGCGCACGAAUGCCGCCACGAGCGCUCCGAACGCAACGGCAAGAUCGACGCAUCGCGGGGACCGCUACGUCCCCAUCCAGAGCAUCAGAAAAUGCGCGCAGAACAACUCGUCGCCCUUCAUCGGCGAACGUUCUCUCUGCACGUUCGACUACGUUGUGGACGUGUCACCCUACCGCGAUCCCGAGUCCAUCGCCACUGUGCUGUGUCGCUGCAUGGGCGUACCCUGCACGCCCGAGCGAGGCUUCCGCUGCGUCCAAGUCUACCGCCCGCUGAACGCGACCUACACCUUCCCCGACGGCACGACGAGAAAGAAGAGCUACCUGGUUCCCAGCGACUGCCGGUGCGCUUCGACGGAGACGAGCGCGUGGAACCUGACGCGUCAAGUGGAUCCACCGCCGUCCUCAGAAGCAUCGUCCUCUUCACUUCCUUACACAGUGGGAGAAAUUUACGGUGAAGCUGUGAAGGAUGCGCCUGCGGGGGAAGGUUUAGGCGCAGAGCCAUGCGCCGAUCAAGAAGCGAUAUAG